GCCGUUUCCUACUGCUGGGGCGACAAGAACGAUACGACUGAGGUUAGGUGCGGCGAUGGAACCAUAACCAUUCAGUUCAAUUUGAAGGCUUUUCUACUACCCACGCGGAGAAAGAGGAAUACGACGAGCAUGCUUUGGAUCGAUUCCAUUUGCAUCAACCAAGCUGACCCGGAGGAAAGAAGCGCCCAGGUACGGAAGAUGCGUGACAUCUAUCAACGAGCCACGCGGACAUUGAUCUGGUUGGGGCCAGAAGGCGAUGAGAGCACCGGCGGACUCGACUUUGCAGAACGGCUCUGCAAUGCGUAUUUAUGGGACAUGAAAGCUACAAAAACGCCACGGAUGUGGCCUCUUCGCCGACUCGAAUUCUCGACACUGUGGAAUAAAGGCUGGAAGCCGUUCUUUGCCCCCUUCGAUCGGCCGUGGUUUGCCAGAUCGUGGAUUGUCCAGGAAGCUGUCGUGUCUGAAGACGCAUGAUUUGUUUGUGGCGACAAGGCCAUCAAGUUUGCGGUUCUUUUUGCCGCUUUGAUAUACGUCUUGCAGUGGCAGAAAUGGGUAGUGGAAUACCACGGUAGCUCCAACGUCGGAUUACCCAUGGUGCUCAUUCUUUCGCAGCAAGAGUACAGGAAUGGCA
Molecule: messenger RNA, 631 nt
Organism: Mytilinidion resinicola
Lineage: Eukaryota; Fungi; Ascomycota; Dothideomycetes; Mytilinidiales; Mytilinidiaceae
Product: heterokaryon incompatibility
Exons: 1
Source: RefSeq, a predicted model, not a curated record